Messenger RNA from Mycena indigotica, 579 nucleotides. RefSeq names its product Cell division control protein 42. Gene Ontology annotation, biological process: small GTPase-mediated signal transduction. Gene Ontology annotation, molecular function: GTP binding; GTPase activity. The transcript is spliced from 5 exons. Lineage: Eukaryota; Fungi; Basidiomycota; Agaricomycetes; Agaricales; Mycenaceae. Bases 1 to 579 code for a protein of 192 amino acids. The record is from RefSeq and is a predicted model, not a curated record.
AUGAAAAGGAUUAAAACAACAGUCUUGGGAGAUGAUGGGGUUGGGAAGACCUCGAUGCUUUACUCUUACACGAGCAAGAAGUUUCCGGCGGAUUAUUGCCCCUCUAUUUUUUGCAGCUACGCGGAAAAUGUCGUCGUAGACGGAGUGCCUUACAACCACGGACUAUUCGAUACGGCAGGGAGUGAAGAAUAUGAUCGCCUGCGUCCGCUCAGUUAUCCGCUUACCGAUGUCUUUCUUGUCUGCUUCUCUGUCGAAUCCUUCUCUUCCUUCGAGAGCUGUCGCACUAAAUGGUUUCCCGAGGCUGAGCAUCACUGUCCUGGAGUCCCCCUGAUCCUAGUUGCGAUGAAGACCGACCUUCGUGACAAUGCUGAGACUGUCGAAAACCUGGCGAACGAACACCGUCGUCCUAUUUCUGCAGAACAAGGUUUGCGUCUUUCGCGCGAGCUCAGCGCGUCAAGAUAUGUGGAAUGCAGCGGCCUCACUCAAGAAGGAUUGAAGGAACUGUUCGAUGAGGCAUUUGCAGCUGCAAUAGAGGGGAAAGCAAAGCGAAAGUCACCUUCUCGGUGCACCAUUCUAUGA